Sciurus carolinensis (gray squirrel) is the source of this 6069-nucleotide messenger RNA. RefSeq names its product corepressor interacting with RBPJ, CIR1 (gene Cirsr). Gene Ontology annotation, molecular function: transcription corepressor activity. Gene Ontology annotation, biological process: negative regulation of DNA-templated transcription. The transcript has 10 exons. The record is from RefSeq and is a predicted model, not a curated record. Lineage: Eukaryota; Metazoa; Chordata; Mammalia; Rodentia; Sciuridae. Bases 85 to 1446 code for a protein of 453 amino acids. Gene Ontology annotation, cellular component: nucleus.
GGAAGCGCAGUUCCGGUUAGGCUGCUGAGUUUGUUUACGUUGCUCACGGAUCUGUCCGCUGCCUUCCGCAGCUCGGAUGCCAAAAUGGGAAAAUCCUUCGCCAACUUCAUGUGCAAAAAGGACUUUCAUCCUGCCUCCAAAUCCAAUAUCAAAAAGGUAUGGAUGGCAGAACAGAAAAUAUCAUAUGAUAAGAAGAAACAAGAAGAAUUAAUGCAACAGUAUCUUAAAGAACAAGAGUCUUAUGAUAAUAGAUUGCUUAUGGGAGAUGAACGUGUAAAGAAUGGCCUUAAUUUCAUGUAUGAAGCCCCACCAGGAGCCAAAAAAGAAAACAAAGAGAAAGAAGAAACAGAAGGAGAGACAGAAUACAAAUUUGAAUGGCAGAAAGGAGCUCCACGAGAAAAAUAUGCCAAAGAUGACAUGAACAUCAGAGAUCAGCCCUUUGGCAUUCAGGUUCGAAAUGUGAGGUGCAUUAAAUGUCACAAAUGGGGUCAUGUCAACACAGAUCGAGAGUGUCCUUUGUUUGGUCUUUCUGGAAUCAAUGCAAGUUCCGUUCCCACUGAUGGCUCAGGGCCAUCGAUGCACCCCUCGGAGCUAAUAGCGGAGAUGAGAAACAGUGGGUUUGCACUGAAACGAAAUGUACUGGGGAGAAACUUGACCGCAAAUGAUCCAUCACAGGAGUAUGUUGCAAGUGAGGGUGAAGAAGAUCCAGAAGUGGAAUUCUUAAAGUCACUCACAACCAAACAAAAGGAGAAACUCCUCAGGAAAUUGGAUAGACUUGAAAAGAAAAAAAAGAAAAAAGAUAGAAAAAAGAAAAAGUUACACAAGAACAGAGGUAAACACAAAAAACAUAAAAGCAAAUCCUCCUCUUCCUCCUCCUCUUCCUCUAGUACAGCUUCAGAAAGCAGUAGUGAGAGUGACAAAGAAAAGAAGAAAAGAAAGAAAAACAAGUGUUCAGGAAACAACAGUGAUUCUGAAGAAGACAAGUCUAAGAAGAGAAAACUUCAUGAAAAACUUUCUAGCAGUCGCAGUAACAAGGAAAAAGUCAAGGAAAAGCCUCAGUUUUUUAAAAAAGAGAUUUCAGGAGAGAAUAGCAAACGGAGCUAUCCUGAUGACCACAAGUCUAGAAGCCACCACCACAGCCCAGAGAAGAGAGGGUCAGAAAGAAAAGAGGGGAGCAGCAGAAGCCUUGGCAGGGAUGAGAAGAGUAGGAGAAGCCGAAGCCGAAGUCCUAAUAGUUAUAAGCAAAGGGAGAUAAGGAAACAGCCACAGCGGAGUCCCAGCGAAGAGCGUGGUAGAGGAAAUGACACCAGGAGCCGUGACACUAAUACAUACAGAGGAGAAAGAAUGCACAAGGAGCACUCAGGAGAUACGCACACCAAAGGGACCCACAGAGAAAGAAGCAGAAGUCGGGAGAGAAUAAAGAGACCACAUGUGACAGUUACCUAGGAAUAAAAGCAUCUCCACUUUCUUACUGAACACCUUUAGCAAGGGCUAAAUUAUGUACUGUUAUCUUUGUAAUAAAAAAAAAACUAUUUUAAUUUCCAUCUCUGUAAACUGUCAUUUCAAAUACAAAACCGUAAGAAUGAAUUUUGCAAAUAUUUGUAAGUAACCUAUUUUGGGUCUGUAGAAAUAUUUUCUCUUGGUAACUGUUUCUUGUGCCCUGUACCAGAUAAAAACCCCAUAUAACUCUGACAUUUUCUUUGUUCUGAAACAUCAUUAAAAGAGUGACAGUACAUUGAAUGGUUAUAAUUUGAUUUUCUUUUUUUUCAAUUCAAAAUUGUUAUUACUUUUAAGAUUUGAAUUUGCUUGAAGCAAAGUGUAAUCAUUGAAAUUCACUAGUGUGAAUUAAACGAGGGAUAUUUAUCAAUAUUUCUUUAAAUCUUUUAAACUCCUUUCAGGUAUUUAGUUCUGCACAGUAAGCUAUUUACAUUUGGAUGAUCCAUUAGUCUCCUGUGCUACCAUAGAGGUAGCAUAGAAUUUUACCUCAAACUUAAAACAACAUAAAUGUAUUUUCCUAACAAUUCUGGAGAUCAAAACUGUCACUAGGCUAAAAUCAAGGCAGAAGCAGGAUUGUGUUCCUUCUGUGGGCUCCAGAGGGAAAAAUUCUGUUUGCUUACCUUUCCAACUUCUCACUCGCUCCCUCCCUCCAUUUUUCAAAGCUAACCAAGGGGAGUCAAGUUCUUCUCAACUCUAAUUAGGUAGACAUUUUGAUAUUCUUCAUUCCUCUACUUUUUUUAGGACCCUUGUAAUUACACGGGGGCCACCUGAAGAAUCCAGGAUAAUCUCCUAUUUUAAGAUUAAUUAGCAACCUUAAUUCUCCUUUUCCAUGUAAUGUAACAUAUGCAUGGGUUUUGGGGUAGGAUGUAUAUAUCUGUGGGGGACCCUUCUACCUACCACAGAUGGCCUUUCUACUACUGGCAUAUAUGUAUUAUAAGAUUUUACUUAAAAAGAUCAAGCAUUUAGAUUUUGUCCCAAAUGAAAUAAUAUGGACUAUUUUGAUACAUUUCAUGAGUAUAAGAUAUAUUUAAACAACUGUAAAUUUUCCCAUGUGUUUCAAAGGACAAGUUUAGAAAAAAUUAGCACAAAUCAUAAGUAACAUGCAAUUUCAAAAACCUAUUUCACAUCAUGGACAUAGUAUUUUGUAAUUAGGGUUCCACUUUUUAAAAAAAUAUCAUUAAUGCAAAACAAAUAUUGAUGGUUUUGAUAGUUAGCAGUCACAAUUUCUUAGGUUCUGUAAGAAAAGUAAGUUUGAAAGAAAAGCUAAAUAAAAUCACUGAGUAGUCUGAUACAUAUAUCUUUGUCGUGUCUGUGCACACACAGAAAACAAAUGUGCUGCAGUUUAAAAGAAAUUAAGGUGGAAGGAACCUUUUGGUUAUUUCGAUUAAGAGAGUCAGAGGGGGAAAAGAAGAACCUGAAUUCCUUCUUCAGUGUUCUUUCCUAAUUUACAGUGCAUCUCAAAGAUCCAUUCCUUCACAUUAGUAAAGAAGAAAGCAUGCAUUUGAAAUUGAUAGACUGCUAAUUUACACCUUGAGUUCAUCAGUGUCAUAGUGAUUAUUUUAUACCUUAAACCUUUUUAGACUUUAUAAGUUUUAUAAUGUCAAAACCUAUGCAAUACUCCUUUAAAAAGUGUUGCUGAACCAAUAUAGUGCUCAUAAAUAGAAAUGUUAAAAAUGCAUCCUGUAAUUAAGAAUGAAUUAAAUGCAUCAUAUUUUUCACUUUUUAUUUGACUCACGGAAGUGUGGUCCACUUUUAACUUUGUAAAGUAGCUGUUAGUUUUUUUUAAAUCUCAUUUUAAUCCUUCAUUGUUAAGAUUGAGAAACCAUAAAGUGCUAUAUCUUUAUGAGAAAAAUUUUCUUAGAGGAAUAUUUCUUAAGGAAUAUUUCUUAGAGGAUGAUGUAAAUUUGCUGUUUGUCUUUUAACCUUGGUCACCCAAGCAUACUAAACAACCCCAAUUAGCUAGCAUGUAAACUUAAAAAUGGAAGGGAGGUAUUUUCACAGAGAAUUAUAACAUCAUAACAAACAGCUGUAAAGAGGCUCACUAGUGUACUUUGUGUACCUUAAUAUGGGGGGAAAAUGAUUUUUUAAUAAAAAUAUUAGGCAUCUAAUUCUACUUUUUGCUUUUGAAAUGUAAAAACCAGAAAUGAACCUCGUAACAAAAAGGGUGUCUAGUUGUAUGUGUAGCAAUUCCUGUAAGUACCAAGAGCCAAAGAAGAAUCCUCUAAGUUUAAUGAAUAUGAUUUAAGAACCGAAAGAAAAGUCCUCAACAGACUGGGUGCAGUGGUACCCAUUUGUAAUCCUGGCUACCCAGGAGGCAGAGACAGGAGGAUCACAAGUUGGAGGCCAGCCUGGAUAAAUUAGCCACACUCCAUCUCAGAGAAAUACAAAAAGGCUGGGGUUUUAGCUCAUAGUAGAGUGCCCCUACAUUUAAUCCCCAAUACCAGGCAAAGUUAGUGCUCCACAGUGCCAAUUUUUAGAAAACCUGUGUGAUGAGAUUGGUCAUUCUUCUUACCCUUAAUACAGAAGUUUCUUUUAAAGGAAUCUGGAUACAUCCAGACAUUUCUUGAGUUGUUCAUAGGCCUGGAACUGCACUGAGAAACAUAAGGCACGUUUGGGGGACAUCCCCUUAAUCCUUUUACCCCAAACCUGACAUUUAAAGUAACACUAGCAAAUUAAUUCCUGUAGGAGGUGCUGUCGAUUUACAAAUGACCAGGAAAGAUCAGGUUACUAGGUUAAGACUUGUUUAUCUGAAUAUCUACAUAGUGAAUUAGUCAUAAUUUCUUUUAAUAAUUAACAAAAUAGUAAGAGGUUGCUGCAGCGUAGCGGCAGGUCUGCUUACCUUGCAAUGUGAAAUGCAUCUUGUUUUGAAUCAUACUGCUGCAAUCUGAAGAGAGCUUUUUAUUUGAAAGGUUUGGGGAGACCUUUCUUGCUGUUCUUCCAUGAGACGGCUUGCUGAUAAGAGAAUCAGAUCAAGUCCCCGCUGCUGGGAGCAGGUUUCCCCAGUUUUAAUCAAGGAACAUUGGGUAUGCUUUAGCCCUGAAGCUCAGAGUUCAAAAUCCACCCGGCCCAUUUCACUCUUCUUACCUAGCGACCAACGAGCCAAGACGCCGGCGAAGGCCUCUCAGAAAGGCCACAUCCUCCACACCCUGUGCUUAAGACCAGGAAGAAAGCUACAUUUUUAGCUCCAGUAGCUGAAGGACACUAAAACAUCUUAUUUAGGUUUUUCUGAAAAGAAAACUUUGCUCUAGUUACCACUUCUUGAAAAGAGAUAAAGAAAGGCAUGCAAUACCUGUAGGUCUUGAGAGCAUUUUAAGAUCAAAAGAAGAAAUGCUUUUUAAAAAGUUGUGAGGAACAAAUAGAACCGAGGGAACUUAGCUUUGGGAAACGCGAAGGCAACUGAGAGCUGUCCUGAUUGAGGCUCCUAAAACCCGGUUCCCGCUGACAGAAAAGGAAGCAGAUAACUCCUCACCACCUUCUUUUCUCCUCCCUCACACCACACUUAACAGAACCCCAGAAUCCCCAGAAUGUAACUAAUAAUGAAGCGAGGUUCGGAAUGAAACGCAAAGAGCUGCUUGGAAUGGAGAGAAACGCACGCUCCAGCCGCACUGCUUGUGAGCCGCCUUCCCCAACUGGAGACACUGAAAACCUCCGUCCCUUCGGCUCCAAGGACUUCCCGAGGGCGUGGGCAGACAUAGAGGUCCAGGGACUCCCGUGUGGUCCAGGAUCGGGCUUCCAAGGACAUCGCCCUAAACCAAAAGGAAGCAGGAAGGGGGCAGGGGUAGUGCAGUAAGGUGAGUUCCCGACUAGGGUCGCCCCUUCCCCUCCCCAGAAGUGACGCCACCCUGCGUUCUCUGAUGUUUUCUUUCCCGCCGCUCCUGGCAAUCUUUGGAGCACUCUCCAAUGGAGAGACUGAGAAUUAGGGGCACACACCAUUCCUGGAAGGUGCGCCUCUUGCGCGAGGAGGCCUCUAGACUCCCUACCCACAAAGUGUAGGGGAAAGAUUCCGAGUUAGCUCUCUGCACCGGUCCUCCGUCCCCUCUCCACCACGGUGGCCUAAACGCAUUCAGAAGAAAUUCCCAGGCCACUCCUCGAGCUGCGGGUCAGCGGAGCAGCUCGCCAGGCCCUCGCCUGCCACUUCCCGCCUGAGCUCGCCCGGCCUCCGGCGCGUCUCGGGUGCGCAGGUCGGAGGGCGGACUCGCCAGCAGUAGUUAAGAAAGCGAGCGAAUUUUUCUGGUGGCUCCCGCUCCACAGGUGAAGAGGGCGCUUUAUGAAGCCAGUGCUAAUUUCUCGCUCCUGGGGCAAAAAUGAAAAUAUCAACGCUUGUCAUCUGUCUGCAAGUAGAAAACGAACUAGGGGAGUUACACCCUAUCAUUUUGCUUUUCUUUUAUAAAUGAAUCACACCGAAAUGAUAAGAUGCACACAAAACAAUGCAAAAUUCCCAGUGUGCGUUUCCAAAGAAAGACGAGAAAACUCUAAGGUGCUAAGAUCUCCCGGGUUCCUGAGAACGGGCCUUGGAUGGAUGGAGGUAUCCCCAUGGACAUUCUGAAACCUCCCUAACUGGAGAUGCAAACA